UGGAGGCACUUGUGGGCACAGUGUGGCAGCGCAACGCAGCGAGGGAGGGAGAAGCCAGGAGGGCGGGCCCAGGGUUACAAGCAGGUGGCGGCCCCUGGCGGAGCGGUCCGGGGCGCUGCUUCGUCGGGGACACCGCCGCGGGCCAAGCGCACAUGCUGCUCCGGCAGCGCUGGGACGCGGCUUUCGGCAUCCCCGGAUUUCGCACUUUCGGAUUAUCCCUUCAUCGUUCGCAGCUUAUAAUCUGGGCAUGAAAGGCCAAGGAGGACACGAACCGCGAUGCCUGGAAAUUUCAUAUUUCUCAAACAGAAUAGGGAUUUGCUGUCCUCGAGAAGAGAAGCGCAAGAUCACAGUGUCAGCGGCUGUACCAAGCCUGUACCGAGUGAUCUACCAAGCCAACUACUUAAAACAUGAUCAAGGGUCAACGAGCUGUCUUAUGUGUGAGCAGGGCUUGGUAGACUGACCUCAAUCAUCGCGUUUGUUGAUUGGUUUAAGGAAUCACCCUUGCUCCGGGAUGACUGAACCGGAUUUCUUCAAUGUGUCUUUGGAAACACUGCCGGAUGAAAGCGACCCAUACGGCAACGAGACCAGGUUUUUAAACAUCACCGACGCUUUAGUGUCCGACGAACUCUUGGGCCCUCGCUACCACAAGCGAGUCCGCAUCGGCAUCAUCGUCACCAUGAUCAUAGUUUCGGUAUUUGGCAACAGCGUCGUUUGCUGCAACCUCCUGGUGAGGCAGCGCCGUCGCAGAGUGUCCAAGGCGAGGGUGCUGUUCCUCAAUUUGGCCAUCGCUGACCUCCUGGUGGCCUGCAUAACGAUGACGUCACAAGUGGUGUGGGAAGUGAUGGGCCGGAUUUGGAUCGCAGGCGACGCCUUCUGCCGCUUCUUCAAGUUCUUACAGACGUUUGCCCUGGUCUCGUCGACUUACAUGCUCGUGGCCAUUUCCGUGGACAGACACAUCGCAAUCGCCACUCCUCUUGCGCCGAGUCCAGAUCCCUGGAGGCUGGCGGCCGUCACCUGGAUCGCGGCGUGCAUGCCUUCGCUUCCAAACGUGUACGUGUUUCACAGUGUUGAAGUGGCUCCCGGAAAGUGCUUCUGCGCGUCCAUUUUCUACGACCGGGGCACUCCACUGUACCAUCGCCAGAUCUACAUGGGAUUCGUCUUUUUCAUGGUGUUUGUUGCCCCGCUCGUGCUUCUUAUAGCGUUUCACACUGGCAUACUGUGGGCUCUAUGGAAGCACAAUGCGACGAGUCGGAGGAUGAGCUGCCAAACUCCUUCAUCGCUUCCACGUGCGAAGGUGAAGACAUUGAAGUUGACGGCCGUGGUUUUCGGUGCUUUCCUGGUGACCAACGUGCCGUACAUGGUCCAAGAGGCAAUACUCGCCUUCGGCAACCCCGGCAUACUGGACGCCAACGUGGUCGCGCUGUUCGGCGUCAUAUCUGCCUCGAACAGCGCCAUCAAUCCGUACAUCUUCCUCUACUUUCAACGAGUACGCAAGGGGACCCGCGACGGUGGCUUGUGGCGGACCUUGUCGCAAGUCGUGGUCGAGUCGCUCACGUGUCGUCUGCUCAAUCGAUCACAAACGGGUUCCCAGGUGUCGACUGACGUGGUCGACGCCUGCUCACCGACACGUCGUUCCAAAGCGGCCUGCACGACGAAUUUCGAAGAAGAGAGCCCGCCCGCCAAAAAGGGUUGUGUGGCGUGUUGACAGCACUGGUUGUGCGUGUGUGUGUGUGUAUUUGUCUGUGCUCCCAUGUGACAUGUUCGGAGGCUGUAGCCGCUUGUGUUGUAUCGCGAGCAGUUCAUCCGCCUUUGUGUGCCGUGUUUUUCUACGUCGCGCUCAUAUGAACCACGCGAUCCCUGAAAGCACUCCAUGAGGUUCGGCUGGUGUGCCAGGUGUCAUCUCAUUCUAAUGCGUCGUUCACUGUAACGACCCAUGAGACGGUGCUUAUUUGAACCACAAAGCGCUACCUCUGACGAAGAACUGCCAACGCUGUCUUCGCGGUACUCUAUAGCGCUUCUCUUGAUUUGCUGGUGCUACUGCACAUAUAGUAAUGACUUUUUCAGUCGUGUUGUCCGCGUGUUAUGUCUUCACAUUGUAACUUUUUGUAUGAACUUCAUAUGCGUGAAGUGAUGGACAACCGCACGUGUUCACACUGGGAGUACCUUCGUCCCUCCCUGUCCUUUCUUUCUUUUUUCGUCCCUUAAAACCCUUUCCCCAUUCAGGGUAGCAAACCGGACGUGCGCCUCGUCCUCCUACUUCUCCUUCUCCUAAUAAGGUGUUCCUUGCAUGUCUUUUUCUAUAUGCCUCCCCAAUAAUUGUGCGUUACAAACGAAUUGAACAUGCUGUCAAUCUAGUGGAAGAGGAAGUGCAAUAUUUGUAGCUAGAGAUCUGCAGUGCAGUCCUAUUAUCACAAUAUCACGCGUGCGACUAAGAGCCACAUUUUUGCUAGCACUUUAAAAGCUAAAGUGCUAGUAUUACGAAGCCUGAAGGAUGUGCGUUAUCCACAAUAAAGGGUAGAGAGAGGAAGAGAAAGAGAGAGAGAAACGGGAUGUGAAAGGCAGGGAGCUUAACCGGUUAAGAUUCUGGUUUGCUACCCUGCACUGGGGGAAGGCAAUGGUAAAUGAAAGACGGAAAGAACAAGGGAGAGAGAAAGAAAAAAAAACGAGAAAAAAGAAAGGUGGGGAACGUCAUAGACGUUCACGAGACUUACAGUCUCUACAAUAGGCCACUAGAACGUAAAACGUUCAAGAGUGCAUUCACUGUAUCGUGUUGUGACGACUGUAGAGGUCGGCGUUCCAGGACUGUCUGCUCCGAAAACGGCCGGCCGUCAAGACGCACCCCCGCGGUCGCGAGCUACUGCGUUUGUGCGCUGUAUCGGGGACAAUGACAAAGAACGUGUUCGAUAUUUUGCUCGUCGCCGCAGUGGCCACGCGUAGCACUAUCCUCCCAUUCGAUGCGGAAAGCAAACGACUUCGUAAAUGCGACGCCAAGCCAUAAUCGGUAAAGUACCGUUGUCGCGCGUCGGGAAACAGUCCAGGUGGAGAAUGCAGUUGCAGACAGUAGUGCGGUCGAUGUAGACGUGUGUGCU
Messenger RNA from Dermacentor albipictus, 3089 nucleotides. RefSeq names its product gonadotropin-releasing hormone receptor-like. Gene Ontology annotation, biological process: cellular response to hormone stimulus; G protein-coupled receptor signaling pathway. Gene Ontology annotation, molecular function: G protein-coupled receptor activity; peptide binding. The record is from RefSeq and is a predicted model, not a curated record. NCBI's taxonomy places the organism in Eukaryota, Metazoa, Arthropoda, Arachnida, Ixodida, Ixodidae. Gene Ontology annotation, cellular component: plasma membrane.